Botrytis sinoallii is the source of this 789-nucleotide messenger RNA. RefSeq lists its product as uncharacterized. Gene Ontology annotation, cellular component: endoplasmic reticulum. Bases 1 to 789 code for a protein of 262 amino acids. The transcript has a single exon. Gene Ontology annotation, biological process: sterol biosynthetic process. The record is from RefSeq and is a predicted model, not a curated record. Gene Ontology annotation, molecular function: sterol 24-C-methyltransferase activity. Lineage: Eukaryota; Fungi; Ascomycota; Leotiomycetes; Helotiales; Sclerotiniaceae.
AUGGCAUCUGACGAAACUUAUUCCCUCGGCUACAGCCCUGCUGUAGUAGAUCGACACUCCCUCCGUCGCGCUUCUACCUGUUGCGCCUAUUUCCUACCUCACCUGACUCCCACGUCACACAUCCUGGAUCUCGGCUGUGGUCCCGGUUCCAUCACAACUGAUGUUGCCUCACUGGUCCCUCAGGGUUCAAUUAUCGGUCUCGAUGCCGGAGAAUCAGUCGUCGAAGUUGCUACUGCAAAAGCCAGAGAACUAGGUUUGGAUAAUUGUUCAUUCCAAAUUGGUGAUGUGAUGAACUUACCUUUUGAGGACGAGACGUUUGAUGUGGUGUACACGCAUCAGCUACUCAUUCAUUUACCAGAUCCUGUGAAAGCUAUCAAGGAGAUGAGAAGAGUUUGUAAGGUAGGGGGACUUGUGGCUUGUAGAGAGAGUGAUAUGGGGGAUGCUCUGUUUUAUCCUUCCACUUCUGGACUCAAGAGAUCUGUUGAGAUUAUGGAAGCGAUGAUCAGAGAGAAAGGAUCAGAGCCACAUGCUGGAAAGUUUUUAGGGAACUGGGCUAGAGAAGCGGGGUUUGGAAAUGAGAAUGUAGUGGAGAGUUACAGUUAUCUGAUGCAACCGAGUUGGAAGAACUCAUUGAUGACUGGGGAUGUUGGCCAAAACGCAAUCAGGCUAGGAGUUGUGGACAGCAAUGAGAAAAUUAAAGAAAUGAUUGAGGAAUGGGAUGCUUGGGAGAAAACGGAGGGAUGCUGGUGGAAGACUGGCUGUGGUGAAGUAGUUUGUUGGAAACAGUGA